AUGAUUGUUCCACAGGCCGUGCAAAUACGGAAAACAAAAGCAGCCGGCAAUCCAUUAGAGAAGGCUUGGCAGCAUGUGAGCCCUUCCGGAACAUCAAACAAUGUCAUGAAACGUCGCACAUUUCGAUCCGAAUGCCGAAGACGAUUCGCGGAUAAUGGCUCACCGAAUGACCGCAUGCUAAUGCCGCCCGGCUCCAUACGACAACAAUGUGUCCUAGCCCCAGCCGGCUAUGCGGCCAGCCAUCCAGCCACCCAGUCACUCAGUCAGCCAGCCAGCCAGGCAGCCAGCCCAGUCAAGCCCAGCCCAGUCCAGCCACAAGCACUCCUCUCACUCUCGCCUUCUCCUCGUAACUACAUCCGCGUCGGAGGUAUGAGACGAAGCAGACGGUGA
Molecule: messenger RNA, 390 nt
Organism: Necator americanus (New World hookworm)
Lineage: Eukaryota; Metazoa; Nematoda; Chromadorea; Rhabditida; Ancylostomatidae
Exons: 2
Coding region: 1-390 (129 amino acids)
Source: RefSeq, a predicted model, not a curated record